AUUCCUUUUCCAAAACAACAUCACAUUAUUUCCUGUGUGACUGAAACGAAAGUCAUUAUAUGGUGCGGAAUUUUUAACGACAGGUAUAUCCUCACCGAUUUAUUUUGGUUGACGUACUUUUAUAGGAUUGCACAGCAAGAACUAGGCAUGACUACAGAGUUUGUCUCUCCAGAAGUGUGAAUGGAGUGGACGAGACUGACGAGUCAUGGACAGCCAAUGCAGCAGCAGUGUGGGCAACAUUAACUCAACACCCGUUUCUGCCCGUAUCGAGUCCUAUGAAGGAGAGAAGAAGUGCAUCUCUGAUGUCCGAAGAACAUUUUGCUUGUUUGUGACCUUUGACCUUUUGUUUGUCACCUUGCUGUGGAUCAUUGAGCUCAAUGUCAACGGAGGUAUAAAAGAGCAGCUGAGAAAAGAGGUGUUGGAAUAUGAUUACCACCAAUCAUUUUUUGACAUAUUUCUCUUGGCUGUGUUCCGCUUUGCAGCCUUGAUUCUAGCCUAUGCAGUGUGUAAGCUGCGCCAUUGGUGGGCCAUUGCGAUAACUACAACGAUUACAACUGGUUUUUUAAUAGUCAAAGUAGUUGUAUCAAAGCUUCUUUCGCAGGGAGCAUUUGGGUAUUUGUUGCCCAUUAUAUCCUUUAUUCUGGCAUGGAUAGAGACAUGGCUGCUGGACUUCAAAGUCCUGCCCCAGGAGGCUGGUGAUGAAAUCAGUGAGAAUCUAAUAUCUAGUUACAGUGAGACGAGAAACAGUAGUCAUAACUAUGGGUAUCUUUCAGUGCAGAAUACACUAGAUCAAGAACCUCUUUUGUACCCAGGACCCGUUUCAGAAGGCCAGUUCUACUCUCCUCCUGAGUCCAUGGCAGACUCUGAUGAAGACCUUGAUGAUAAACAUGAUCUUGAGAAGCCCAUUGUCUAGCAGGUUGUUAUUUUUCUUUUUUUUAUUAGGAGCUCCGAGUACAACAGCCUCUUCCAGCGCUGCUCGACCUCGGGCCAUGUGUCUUCAUAUGGGUUUUUGUACAUGGGUGACCAGAACUAGACAGUCACUCUCCCUUCGAUCUACUAUCAGCAUGAUCAGCAGUUUGUUUAUCUGUCUCCAUCUGCCCACAAAGUGAUUCUCAAUUUUUUUGUGUCUUAAUGUUUUUCCACUGAACUAGUUUGUUUAGUUUAGUUUAUGCAGUACGGAUUGAAAAAAAAUGAAGGAUUUUAAUGUGUAUUUCGAACAUAAUUAUCAAACAUUUAGCU
Carassius carassius (crucian carp) is the source of this 1239-nucleotide messenger RNA. RefSeq names its product STARD3 N-terminal-like protein. The coding region runs from base 206 to 913 and encodes 235 amino acids. NCBI's taxonomy places the organism in Eukaryota, Metazoa, Chordata, Actinopteri, Cypriniformes, Cyprinidae. The transcript has 9 exons. The record is from RefSeq and is a predicted model, not a curated record.